Aspergillus alliaceus is the source of this 910-nucleotide messenger RNA. RefSeq lists its product as uncharacterized. The coding region runs from base 67 to 495 and encodes 142 amino acids. NCBI's taxonomy places the organism in Eukaryota, Fungi, Ascomycota, Eurotiomycetes, Eurotiales, Aspergillaceae. The transcript has a single exon. The record is from RefSeq and is a predicted model, not a curated record.
CCUCGCCCACCUCGCCAGGCGUCCACACCAGUCGAUGUAGUCCAUACCAAGCCUCGCGGCCACUGUAUGGAACCAUCGGUGACUGUCGGUGUAGUCCAUACCAAGCCUUGUGGCCGGUGUAUGGAACCACCGGUUAAAAAGUGUGUUCGUUUUGGGGAAGUGUCGGUGAAGUCAGUCUCUCGUUGGAUCGAACGGCCCAAAGAUGUUUACAUCGUCCCCUCCUUUAUGGGCACUCUUCAGGGCUGGUCUGUCACUCAUUUGGCCACGCCCGACGAAGAUGGAGAGAUGGAGAAGUAUGUGUCAUACUGGGGUUCCGACUCCUAUAUCAUGCUUACCUCCGCUCACGCCCAAGGCCCUUGCGGCCGAUACCGUUGCUCCUGGAACGCCCUCGCCCGCGUACAGGCCCGCUGGCCUCACUUCAACCCUUCAACGGUAUUCGCAAAGUGGCAGCAACUCCGAGCGAUUCGAAGGGAAAGAGGGGAGGACUUUCUAUAAGGACCCUGUUUUCUUUCCCAUGUCUUCCUUUAAACAUCGCUCAUCAAUAUUCUUUGCCCAACACGCUUUUCCAUGCCUGUCUCGCUCUUGUAUCUCUUUUUCCUUUUUUCUUUCUCCUGUCUUGUCAUUCUUUGUCUUCCCCCUUGGUUUUACUCCCGGCAGUGCUUUGUGCAGGGUCAAGGUCCCUCCAGGUGCAGCUGACUUGGCCAUAGAUGCUGCGCAAUGUCCUGUUGUAGGAUUGGUGGCGCAUCGCAGGCACCGAAUAGAUAAGCUGAUCUCCACCUCUCAGGUCAAGCUGCUAACCAUCAAUAGAGGACGUCCUGGACCAAGGGUUCCAUACUUUACAUGGGUAAUGACGCACACCCGUACGCGGGAAGGAGGAUUCGUAGUCCCCUGUCAGGAGCGCCAGCCCCCC